This is a messenger RNA of Acanthopagrus latus (yellowfin seabream), 1877 nucleotides long. RefSeq names its product zymogen granule membrane protein 16-like. The coding region runs from base 413 to 928 and encodes 171 amino acids. NCBI's taxonomy places the organism in Eukaryota, Metazoa, Chordata, Actinopteri, Spariformes, Sparidae. The record is from RefSeq and is a predicted model, not a curated record. The transcript is spliced from 6 exons.
CAUAUCAAAUAUAGACAAGUAUAAGAAACAUGAUAAAACCAGUAAGAUAUAUAUAAAAAAAAUAGUAAAAUAUAUACCACAAUAUAACAAGAUAUAUAGAUACAAGAUAUAACAAGAUAUAUAUUGUCUGUAGGCACAGUGUGAAAUUUGUUCCUAUUGUUUUUCUUCCUGGUUCACAUUCAGAUUCCCAGAAGCACACACCUGAGAGAGAAUUAAAACAGGUGUGCUAUUGUUCAGCUGUAAGCAGCUGUCAAGAAGGAAUGUUCUGAUGUAUGUGAUGAGGAAGAGAGGUGUUCCUAUUUAAGGGCCACCCUCACGGUAUCAGCUCAUCCGCUGCUCAGGACUCCAGCUGGCUCCAGGAGCUCCCGACGCCAGAUUCCAGUGCUGUCUCUGGACUCCCUCACACAUCAGAAUGUUUUUCUUCCUGAUCUUCGCUGUGCUCUGCACCAGCUCUGUGGCAGCACCUGCCAUGGUGCCCAACUCCUACUCUGUUGCUGUUGGUGGUGGUAGUGGCACGUCCUUCUCCACAGAGGGAAUGGGAAGGAUCACAGCGAUCAGGGUUUGGGAGAUUCCCAACGCUUACAUCACUGGGAUCCAGCUGCGCUACGAAUACAUUUGGUCUGCAAGGGUUGGUCGUGUAUAUAACAAAGCACAUGAGCUGAUUCUCUUUGACAAUGAGGUCAUUGUUCAGGUCUCUGGCAAAUUCCACCCCUCCAACUACAUCUAUCAGGUGAUCUUUGUGACCUCCAGAGGGCGCUCUCUGGUCGUUGGACAGCCACAACAGACAUCCUUUAACAUGUACGCAAACCACACGGACUCAGAGCUCAGACUGCUGAGUGGCCGCUACAAUGGCAAUGGGAUAACCUCACUGGCGGCUCACUGGGGGGCGGUCUACAUGAAUCAAGGCAACAGCAGCAGCACAGAAUGAAGGACUGAUAUGAUGUUUUCUAGUUAGUGCAACAUGUGCACUGGAGCAUUUUAUACCAAUUUUUGGACUUUUUGGACUUUUUCAAAUUAAAAAAUACAUUUAUGAGGGGACAAUGAUUUACUAACAAUGAUGAAACAAAUGGUAUGAUUUGUUGCACUUAAUCAAAAUGUAGUCUCUGACAUCACAUUCAGGGUUGGUUGCUCAAAUGUCUAAACUGCUGUGUUCUCAGGUGCAAGUCAUAGAAACAUAGGCAAUCUGAAAAAUUCUUAUCAUUUCACUGCUUCCUGAUUAAUUAACAACUGUAAAGCAAAUAGAUAGUUUAAUCCGGAGGGGCAUCGGACCAUAUUUCACGGUAAAACAACAGGUUUGGUACCAGAUUAGCUCCACACUCAACAGCUAAUGUUAGCAUUCAACCACAUUCUAACUAAAGACAUUUUUUUAUCUUGGUAAUGAACCAUACAGGACAUAAUGAAAUGAUAAUGGUUGAUGAGUGUGAUGAGGGAAAUGGCCACCGUGUGAAUAAAGCCAGCUGAGUUUUCUCACGUGUCCUUUUCUUUGUAAUGAAUAAAGUAAUCAUUUUAAAGAAUGACCAUGUGAUUUUUAUUUUCUACUGUUUUUUACCUUGUGAAGAUAACCUAAACUCAUAACACAAGAAGAGAAAAUCAACUUGGUUUAACGAUAUUGAAGCUAAACAUUUAAAGCUAAACAUUUUCUAAAAGUCAAACUUGAGUCUCACAAUGUACAUACUGAAUUACUAUGGAUACAAGUUAAAUAUUGAUUCAGUCCGAUUGAUUGAAAUAAAUCUAAUUAGAGAGUCAACCUUAACUGUUUACGACGUCACCUUAAAAAUGUCCUGGCGGCUCCAUGUUUGAAAUAAAGUGGGACGGUGCCCUCUUGGAUGCCCAGCGUGGUGAAGGGCCCUCUCUUCACUCUGAAUAUGUCACACCUU